Penicillium egyptiacum is the source of this 1182-nucleotide messenger RNA. NCBI's taxonomy places the organism in Eukaryota, Fungi, Ascomycota, Eurotiomycetes, Eurotiales, Aspergillaceae. The record is from the annotation of a GenBank genome assembly.
AUGGCUCUCAGUCGCCCACAACCUUAUGAGGGUAUGCCUCUACCCACCUCCCAGAUGAGAUUGAGCACCAAUGAGGGGCAUCCGGAGUACGCAAUGGAGCAACAGCAAGUUCAUGGAUUCUAUGGCGGGCACUACGAGGUGCAAGGUGCUCAACACGGGGGAUACCAGGGCGUACAAAACGAUGGGGGCUGGACAGAGCGAGUCUUGGAUGAAAUGAAGGACAUGCUACUUCUCGUCACAUCCCAGGGCCGGAUCACCUAUGCAAACCUGUCGUGCAAGAAUAUCACGGGCCGUGUUGCAAAACAACUCGAAGGAAGUCUUCUGGCGCAGUACAUUCAUGAGAACGACCGGCCAAUCCUCCAGAGAGACAUGGACGAUUCGGUUGCCGCGAACCAAUCGUUCCGUACCCAUUUACGAUUCCAAAAGACCAACGGCACGUAUUGUCUCAUGGAGGCGUAUGGUCAUCCACAUAUUGCAAACCAGGAUGAGCGUCAGACAGGGAGAACCACAAUCGCGAAUGGGCGCUGCACGGGCUUUUUCCUCGUGUGCCGACCAUAUACCAGCAAGGUCUCGCAGCUCCUUGACUCCUUUUUGGAACACAAGAUUGAGAACGCACGUCUGAUCCAACAGAUCGCCAAAUUGAAGCAAGAUGAAGAUGAAGAGGGGACCGCGGCUCAGGUGCCCUAUUCUAGGAGCGACCAGGAUAUUCGCGGCCCCUUGGCCGAGAACCAGGGUCAACAAUCCGCUCCUUCAGGCGAAUUAUCUAGUGAUCCUGAUACUACGGAUACCGUGGAGCCGAACUCGGAUGAAUCCGACACGAGCCAAUCGACGGGCUAUUACCCAGAACCCAAUGCCCGCGAAGUUUACUCACACAUCGACGGCAUCGAAGUCAUGACCGGUCUUAACUAUGCAGAGGGAGAGAGAUCGCAAGGCCUCAGUACAGGUGUCAGCCGUGGCCGUCUUAUACAUUGCGAUAUCGACAUAACGACAGCUGCUGACCAAGAGCGCAACGCUCAGGAAUGUGACCGCCGCAAAAGGCCCAAGGCCCAGCAUGUGUGCAGCGACUGCGGAACGGCGGACUCGCCAGAAUGGAGAAAAGGGCCUAACGGGCCUAAGACCUUGUGCAAUGCUUGUGGCUUGCGCUGGUCUAAGAAGGAGAAGAAACGACAGGAGUCAGCCUAA